CAACUUCAAACCUCCAACAAUGUCCAUUCCAAUUCCAUCAACUUCCAAUACCCAUGGCCAGGUUCCUUAUCUCCACCCGACCCUUCCCCUUUUCCUCUCUCCCCCUUGCUCCCCCACGGGCAUUCUUCAGACCCUUCACUUUUUCCCCGCCGGUCAGAUUCUCCGCCCACCCAUCGCCCUCCAGGACCUUACGAGUGGUGAAGACUCGUGCCGGCGCCAGCACCAGCAGUUACAUCUUCGCCUUCUCCAUCCCUUUAUCUCUUAUUCUCAUCACUGUCCUCACCGCCCUUAAAAUCGGCGAUAACCUUGACAAGAAGUUUCUUGAGGAGCUUGCUCUUAAUCAAGCCAUCAUGGAGGAAGAUGAGGAUUACGAAAAAGAUGGUACAGAAAUAUCUUUUGAAGAAAAACCAACUCUUCCACGAACUCGAAAUCGACCUAAAAGAGAAGCUGAGGUAUAAAUAAACUGCUUGCUUCUAUUUUGGAGGUGUUCAUAUGAUCGGAUCAGGUGGCUGAGAAAUGGUUCAAGGAACUAAGAAACUUCCAUGUAUAUUGUAUGUAAUUUUUUUCCCCUUAAUAAGGAUUAGUUAAAAGUUAGUUGGAAUGUUGAGUAACUUAGAUAUGUAAUUAUGUUAUUGCAUAUUCUUCAAAUUGAAAUAUCUUUCUAAUGGCCUUGAUUAUGUUCA
Molecule: messenger RNA, 683 nt
Organism: Cucumis melo (muskmelon)
Lineage: Eukaryota; Viridiplantae; Streptophyta; Magnoliopsida; Cucurbitales; Cucurbitaceae
Exons: 2
Coding region: 54-458 (134 amino acids)
Source: RefSeq, a predicted model, not a curated record